UUCACUAAUGAAGCAACGUACGUGCUUCGCGUCAGAGGGUGGGAUGCUGAUUCCCUCCACAUAUGGCAUCGAAACGAAACCGCAGUGUUCACAAGUAGUGCAGUGUAGUUUUAGUGUCUUCAAGAAGGCAAUCCCUGAGAAGGAAGUUCCGAGAAGGCGCCACAGACGUUUUAAAAGCGAGUUCACACUGUAUGAUCAUCUACACGAGGAACGCUCUUUAAAGCUGUCAGACCUGCUGUCAAGAAAACCCAAGAUGAGCUCAUUUUAUUUGCGAUGGAUUUUACUUUCGGCACUUUGGAUUGCAGGGAGUCAGAUGCAAGUCAUAAAUCAAAGAUCAUAUACCACCAGUGUUGGUCUUGCAUUUAUGCUAAAGUGCAAUGACGACAGUGAAAUGCAGAAUGUGAGUGUGAGCUGGAGUCUUGUUCCUGAUCGGAGUCUUGAAAAUAUCAAAGGAAUAAACAUUAGUGGAAACACGCUAUGGUUUCUACCUGCUGAGCUCUCCCACAGCGGCUCCUACUCCUGUCUCAGCAGAGAAGGCGAUGACUCCUGGAAAACGAUAUUUAAUGUCUCCGUUGAGAAUGAAACAUGCCCCUGUGCGAACAGAGAAGACGAAGCAACGAGCAUAGAGCACAUCGAUUGUUUGCUUCCUCACAUCUUUGAGAUAGACCCUCAGGCUCAAGUGACCUGGAGAAAUGACUGCCUCCCACUCAAUGUGACAAACAGUAAGGUUUUCCCAAUAAACAGAUCCCGAGACAUGGUUGGACUGUAUACGUGCUUUGUGAGCUUUACUUUUGGAGGGCAAAACUACUCUGCUGCCCAGACUACAACUAUCCACAGCACAUCUAGAGAUUUCGUGGUGACGAGGCCUGAAAUCAUCUACCCAAAAAAUGAUGAAAAAAAAAAAGUAACACUUGGUGAAAGUUACACACUGAACUGCAAAGCUCUUGUUGGAAAGAACGACAAUGGAGAAACUUUUAUUUACUGGAGUAGUGACUCUCUAGAUGUUUUUGAUUUGAUCAUCUUCAGCAGCGUGAAAGAGGGUGAUCAGGAUUACAAACUGGCUGCUUUACACAUCCCAAAAGUCACAGAAGAAUAUUUAUACAUUAAUCUCACCUGUAUUGUGCAACACCCAGCAGGUACAGAUUCUAGAAGAGUCAUUCUGAUUCCAGCGAGUCAGAAUGAGCGUUAUUACUGGAUCGGUCUUGGUAUGGUUGCUCUGCUCAUAUUACUGUGUGGUGUGGCGUUUCUCUUUAGAGUCGAUCUGGUUCUGACUUACAGGGCUGUUUGCUCAUCUUCUGCUGUAAGCAGUGACGGGAAGUUGUACGAUGCGUAUGUGAGUUACCUCCAUGGAGAUCAGCACAGCUCGUCUUCCGCAAUGACAUUUGCCCUUGAAUUCCUUCCUGCGGUUCUGGAGGGCCUUUAUGGUUACAAACUCUUCAUCAGUGGUCGUGAUGAACUUCCUGGGGAAGCUGUGCAUGACGUGAUUGCUGACCGAAUGAGCCGAAGUAGAAGGCUGAUCAUUAUUCUUACAUCACAGAGCUGUGUUUCACCUCAAACCAACGCCACCAAGAGCCUUUUACCAGAUAAACUCCCCAAAUCAGAGUUGAAACUGAAAGAAACAAACACUUCAUAUGAAAAAAUAUGGGCCGCUUACGAGCAGCAGGUGGGUCUCUAUGAUGCUUUAGUGAAGCAGGGUCUAAAAGUCAUUCUGGUGCAGGUGGAGGACGGGGUUGAAGAGGCUCUGCUACCCGAAUCUUUGCGAUACAUCAGCCGCACCAAAGGCAUCCUCAAAUGGAGGCAGAACGCCGGUGAUCGGGCGAAGGGACGCUUCUGGAAAUACAUGCGCUAUCAAAUGCCUCCGGCAAAACGACAGAAGAGCCAAGAGCUGACAAUACUUUGAGAUCUCCUUGACACUCUACACAAGCACAUAAACUUGUUCUGAAAUGUGUAUUAAUAACACGACUCAUGUGCUGCAGGAAACACAAGAAUGCACACUUAGGGGGCCGUUCAAACAAAACACGUUUUACUUUCAAAUGUACUACUUUUUCCUUGUUUCUUUAUGUAAACAUGCUAUACGGACGUUUUUAAAAACGUUGUGUCGCAUUAAAAGAAUUUCAACUUUUACAUGCAGCGCUGUUCGUCAAUGUCGGUUCCAAAACAGUGGGCCAGUCAGAAGACCCUGGAGGUGGGGAAAGCAUUGCCAGAUUUUGUUUACAGUAGCAAGUUGGCAUGGCGACUGUUUUAUUUAAUGCCAACAUGCCGGAAGAUAUAUUCUGCAAUGCGCUUUAAAAAAAAAAAAAACAUUUUGAGCAUUGCAUCUGGCGUUUUUAGACUCAAAGACGCGUUUUGUGUGAACGGCCCCUUUGUAUGCGAGUUUGUGAAUCAUGAGUGUGUUUGCUUGUGUAGAGAAGGUUAGUGAGAAGAAACUUUGCCAAGUGUCUUGUAACUGUGAAGACAAACUACAAAAGACAGGUGAUGCAAGUUAACAAUGCUGAUAAAAUGAAUUUGUAUGUAUAUAUAGAAGUUUGUUUUUUUUUCAGUAGAAGUCUGUUUUUUGAUAAAUCAAUAUUUUUAUAUACUUUUGUUAAUGGAGCAUUUUAAACAAGUGCAUAUGCAGCUGGGCAUUUUGUGUUUACAGUUGUGUGAGGAGUUUGUCAUGUAUUUUAUGCUUUUAUACAUGUUUUGUUUGCAUUUUUUACUUAUUUGUUAUUAAUUAUUAUUAUUUCUAUUUUUCAUAUAUAUUUUUUUUUAAAUAUUGUUCAUUAUUAGAGAAAAACAAUAAAUAUU
This is a messenger RNA of Labeo rohita (rohu), 2787 nucleotides long. It is a transcript of the gene il1rl2, whose product is annotated as interleukin-1 receptor type 1. The transcript is spliced from 11 exons. Bases 8 to 1900 code for a protein of 630 amino acids. NCBI's taxonomy places the organism in Eukaryota, Metazoa, Chordata, Actinopteri, Cypriniformes, Cyprinidae. The record is from RefSeq and is a predicted model, not a curated record. Gene Ontology annotation, biological process: signal transduction.